Messenger RNA from Vigna angularis (adzuki bean), 2326 nucleotides. RefSeq lists its product as uncharacterized. NCBI's taxonomy places the organism in Eukaryota, Viridiplantae, Streptophyta, Magnoliopsida, Fabales, Fabaceae. The record is from RefSeq and is a predicted model, not a curated record. Bases 147 to 1853 code for a protein of 568 amino acids. The transcript has 6 exons.
AAGUUCACGACAGGUUUGUCCAUGGUGCUUAGGGCUUAUAACCAGGGCCAUGCAGCAUUUGAGGGAUAUUAGAGAUUUUGACAUUUCAGAUUUGACCAAGAAGGAUACAUAUUACGAAAGCAACGCAAGGCCACUUAAUAAAGAAAAUGCUGCUAUGUCCCAAAGAAGAUGCACUUCUUAAACUAUUCUACAAUGUCUCAAGCCCUCUUCACCUUCUCUUUCUCCUUCUCUUCUCCUCUGCCGUUUUCCUUCUUACCUUCUUCACCUUCUCAGGCAGAUACCCCUUCAUCCAAAGGGAUCAAGAAUAUGAAUAUGUGUACACCGAGGAUGAAGAAGAAGAAGAUACUCAAGAAGGGUAUUCUUGUGUUGAUUCUACCGAGGGAGAAAACAUCACUUGUGGGAAAGGAGUUCCUGUGUUUGUGUACAAUGAGAGGCAUCAAAGGACUCAUUCUUAUUCGGAAGAAUUCGUAAGCCCCAGAGAGAGCUUGAAUGAAGAGUCAGAAGAAAAACAUUAUUCUGAAACGUUGUCUCUCCAUAAGUCUCCGCAAGUUUCUGACUUCGACAAUGAAGGGGCAGAAACGGUCGAAGAAGACUUUACAGCAAGAGAUUCUGAUUCUGUUCCAAAAUCUACCAAAGUUACCAAAGUUGAAAGCAGGAACACCUCCCCCUUCAACCUCAACGCGUACAAAGGAAAAAAACACCAUGACGACGAUCACGUUAGCGUUGAAAUUAUCAGAAACAAGAAGGUGCAAGAGCCAAACGCUGCUAGGGAUGAGAGAUUCUUUGUUUUUGCUUCUACCCAGUUGCAGAGUAAGAAGUUGAUGGUUGAAGAGAAGGAUGAUGAGUCCUCUAAAUGGAAGAGCUCCAUCAAUUGCAGGGAUUCCGAGACUGAGGAGGAUGCAUUUUCUUCUUCAUCCAGAAGAAGUUGCCCCAAGUGGGAAUCAUACACAUUGUUCCAAAAAUAUGAUGAAGAAAUGGCAAUCCUAGACAGAAUUAGUGCACAGAAACUUCAUGAAACAGAGUCAUUAAGGUCCAUCCAAAUGUCUCCAAGAUCAAUGUCAGAGCGUAUUGUGUACAAGUUUCAGACUAUAAAUAAAAAAUCUGUUGAUGUUGGUCACAAUCCAUAUCGCGAACUAGAGGCUGCAUACGUAGCACAAAUUUGCUUGACAUGGGAAGCCCUUAGUUGGAACUACAAAAAUUUUCGUUCCAAACAUGCCUCACGCCAGGACAAUGACACGGGUUGUUCUGCCACAGUUGCUCAACAAUUCCAGCAGUUUCAGGUUUUGUUACAGAGAUACAUUGAGAAUGAGCCUUAUGAGCACGGUAGGAGACCUGAAAUCUAUGCUAGAAUGAGACUUUUGGCACCCAAAUUGCUCCUAGUGCCAGAAUAUCAAGAGGAGGAUCAGAAGGAUGGUGGUUUUCAAUGCAAAAUAUCAUCAGCUUCAUUUCUGAAGAUAAUGGAAGAUGGGAUCAAAACAUUCAUGAAUUUUCUAAAGAAUGACAAAGAGAAACCCUGUCAGAUCCUUGCAGCCUACUUCAGGAGAAACCAAAGAGGCACAGUUGAUCCAACACUACUGGGACUAAUGAAGAAGGUUAACCAAAAGAAGAGGGUGAAGGUUAAAGAUCUUAACCAUGCAGGGAAAUGCUUGAGGAAGAGAAAGUUAAAGGUGGAAAAGGAUAUGGAUAUUUUGAUGGCUCUGACAGACCUAAAAGUUGUGUCAAGGGUUUUAAGAAUGAGUGAAUUGAGUGAAGAGCAGUUGCACUGGUGUGAAGAGAAGAUGAGCAAAGUGAGAAUCAUGGAAGGGAAACUUCAGAGAGAUUAUUCCACACCACUUUUCUUCCCCUCACUUUGACUCACCAGAUGGUUUUGUUUGGUGAUUCCAUUGUUAGUAUAGUUAUAAUUGCACAGAAGGAAUAUGCAUGACACUCUAUAAUGUUAGAUUAAAGAAAAUGGAACCUUUCUACAAAUUGAAACAACAAAACAUGUGGAAACAUGGAUUGGGGUGUCCAAAUUCAGAAAAUGUUUAUGUUAUUAUGCAUUUUGAAGGUAGAAGGUCAGAGACAAAUCAAGUGUUGAAUCCAAAUAAGAAUGAACAAGGCUGUCACAGAUGAAGUUGAAUAAAACCAUGCAUAGUCUUAGAGAGAAAUAAAUAGAGAAAAUAAUGCAGAAACUGUCUACAGGUUAUGAGAUAUUUAUUGAAUUUACGGCAGCAUACAUUAUCUUGUAAGAAGUUAACAAUAAGAAUUUUUAAAAGGAUAUAUUCAUCAUUGUAUAUAUUGACAUAUUCAAGUUUGACUCCAAAAAUACAAUAAAUCAUAUCUCUUU